UGAAGAUUGGAGUGUGGGGGGAGGGAAAAAGAAGAAAAAACGAAGCAACAGGUUCGGUUCGGGGAGUGGAGAGAGAGAGAGAGAGAGAAGGAAGAGUGAAGAGGACAGAGUAUAAAGGCAGUUGUUAUAAUAGCUUUACAACCUUUGUUGUUUGUGUAUCUUAUUUUUUUUUCCCAGAGAGAAAGAGAAAGAGAAAGAGAGAGAGAGAAAGAGAAAGAGAGAGAGAGAGAGAAUUCAUGGAGGAGGUUAUGAGUAUUCUUCCCAAGUUACCUUUUUAAAAAGCUCACCCCCUCAUUUCUUCUUUACCAGGAAACCAAAAAUUUUUAAAAAAAAAUCCCAAUUUCUCUCCGAUCGAUCUUAUUUGGAUCGGACUAGAGUGAGUGAUUGUUUUCAAAUUAGCUGUCUGUGAAGAAGUUCCCUAUUAUUAUUAUUGUUAUAUAGUAAACGAUGGCGACGGAGGAUGGAGGAUUGAGCUUCACGGUGGCUUCAGUAAUGCAGGAUGUGUUGCAGCAACACGGCAAUGGCCUUGGAGAUCAUGAUUUACAGUCUCGUCGAGCUGAAGAAGCUGCGUCGAGGAGAUAUGAGGCAGCUAAUUGGCUGAGAAAGAUGGUUGGAGUUGUGUCAGCUAAAGAUUUGCCUGCAGAGCCAACAGAACAAGGCCUUAGGCUUGGCUUACGUAGUGGUAUUAUCCUUUGCAAAGUCCUCAAUAAGGUUCAUCCUGGAGCUGUUUCGAAGGUUGUGGAAAGUCCUUGUGAUGCCAUUCUUGUUGCUGAUGGAGCUCCCUUAUCUGCAUUUCAGUAUUUUGAGAAUGUUAGGAACUUCCUUGUUGCUAUCCAGGAUAUGGGCUUUCCUACAUUUGAAGCAUCUGAUCUUGAGCAAGGAGGGAAUGCUUCUCGAGUUGUGAAUUGUGUUCUGGCAAUCAAAUCGUAUGAUGAAUGGAAACAAAGUGGUGGAAUUGGAGUUUGGAAAUUCGGUGGCAACAUAAAGCCUCCUACUCUUGGUAAAUCAUCAUUUGUGAGAAAACACUCUGAGCCGUUCAUGAACUCAUUAUCCAGAACCUCAUCGAUCAACAAUGACAAGUGUCCCUCUGACACCGAUUCUAACAAGCUGACCAGUUCAGGUUCCCUCAGCACCCUUGUUCGUGCUGUUCUAUCAGAUAAAAAGCCUGAGGAUGUUCCCAAACUGAUUGAAUCUCUGCUGAGCAAAGUUGUAGAAGAAUUUGAAAAUCGAGUUACAAAUCAGUUUGAGUUGGUUAGAGCAGCAGCUCCAAGAGAAUCAACUUCUUCACAGAACAACAAACCAUUUCUUAAACCUCAUGGUGAAAGAGAGAGGGAAGAGAAGAGUUUCAAGGCAAUAAAGAAAGAUGAAACUAAUCAGAAAAUCCAGAUUGUUGACGACGAGGUGAAAAAUCGACAAUUUAAACAACUGACAAUCUUCAACCAACAACAAGAAGAUAUAGAAGGACUAAAGCAGACACUCUACACUACAAGGGCUGGUAUGCAAUAUAUGCAGAAGAAAUUUCAAGAAGAGUUCUCUUCUCUUGGUAUGCACAUUCAUGGCCUUGCUCAUGCUGCUUCUGGUUAUCACCGAGUUCUUGAAGAAAACAGAAAACUUUAUAAUCAAGUGCAGGAUCUCAAGGGUAGCAUCCGUGUUUACUGUCGGGUACGACCAUUUUUGCCUGGACAAUCCAGCAUUUCUAGCACAAUUGGGAACAUGGAGGAUGAUACCAUAGCGAUUAUUACUGCAUCUAGACAUGGAAAAUCACUCAAAUCCUUUACUUUCAACAAAGUAUUUGGCCCAUCUGCCACUCAAGAAGAGGUAUUCUCUGAUAUGCAGCCAUUGGUCCGUUCUGUUCUUGAUGGAUACAAUGUAUGCAUAUUUGCAUAUGGUCAAACUGGAUCAGGAAAAACAUUCACAAUGAGUGGACCAAGAGAUUUAACAGAGAAGAGUCAAGGAGUUAAUUACAGAGCACUUGGUGAUCUGUUUCUUCUUGCUGAACAAAGAAAAGACACAUUCCGCUACGAUAUUGCUGUUCAGAUGAUUGAGAUUUACAAUGAGCAAGUCAGAGACCUUCUUGUUAGUGAUGGAAGCAACAAAAGGUUAGAGAUCAGGAAUAGCUCUCAAAAGGGUCUAAGUGUGCCGGAUGCAAGUCUUGUUUCCGUUUCUUCAACAUUUGAUGUUAUUGAUCUAAUGAAAACUGGGCAUAAGAAUCGAGCCGUUGGAUCUACAGCCUUGAAUGAUCGAAGCAGUCGUUCUCACAGCUGCUUGACUGUUCAUGUUCAAGGAAGAGACUUGACUUCAGGAGCUGUUCUUCGCGGAUGUAUGCAUCUUGUGGAUCUAGCAGGCAGUGAAAGGGUAGAUAAAUCCGAGGUUACUGGAGACAGACUAAAAGAAGCACAACACAUUAAUAGAUCUCUCUCUGCUUUAGGAGAUGUGAUUGCUUCCCUAGCUCACAAGAACCCACAUGUUCCUUACAGAAACAGCAAACUCACACAACUACUUCAAGACUCUCUUGGGGGGCAAGCAAAGACAUUAAUGUUUGUCCACAUUAGUCCUGAGGCAGAUGCAUUUGGGGAAACAAUAAGCACUUUAAAGUUUGCAGAGAGAGUAGCUACGGUUGAACUCGGUGCUGCACGAGUGAACAAUGAUACUUCAGAUGUUAAGGAACUCAAAGAACAGGUUGCUACGCUAAAAGCAGCUCUCGCGAGAAGAGAAGCAGAGUCACAGCAGAGCAAAAUCUUCACAACUCCUGGUGGCUCUGAGAAACACAAAGCCAAAACUGGUGAAGUAGAGAUUCAUAACAAUAACAUCAUGGCAAAGAAAGCUGAGAGCUGUGAAGUGGAGGAGAUUACAGUGAACUCACCGCCUUGGCCACCAGUAGCAAGUCCAGGGCAAGCCUACAGAGAGGAUGACCCAAGUUUCGGUUCCAGCGAGUGGGUUGAUAAGGUGAUGGUGAAUAACAGGCAAGACGAGAUGAAAAGAGUGGAGAGUCUAUGGCGAGGAGGCACAACAGACAAUGGAAUUGGUAUUCUGCCGGAAGAUUUUUACAGGAGAGAUUUGUCUUCAGACACUUCAAGAAUAUUCUCUGAACAUUCUUACAACAUCUUUAUGGGAAACAACAACAGCAUAGAUGAUCUAGAUGCAGCCACAAGUGACUCAUCGGAGCCAGAUUUGCUGUGGCAAACAAACCAAUCCUCCAAGAUACCAACAAGAAGCAAUACUGAGUCAAAACCCAAGAAACAACCCGUCUCAAAAGCGAUAAGAAGUCCUCAAUUCAGGAACAACUCAAACUCGGUUUCACGGCCUUCAGCUUCACAGAAGCUAACAAAUGGACCUCGUGGCACGAAACAACAGUUUGGUCCUGCUGAUAUGAAGCGGAAAGCUGCUAACGCUAGGCAUUGAAGGCCACACUCACUCACCCGUACGGAUAUACAUACAAACAAACUCACAUGGAUUUUUAUUCGUUUUUUUUUUAUUUGAUUAUUUUUCUUCCACUGGUUGUUUUCUUGAUUCUUCCUCUUUCUCGUUUGGUUGUGCAAGUUUCGACAUCAAUAUAUAUAUAUAUAUAUAACACAGUCACAGACAAAUAGGAAGUGUUCUUCUUUUCUGUUCUAUUUUAUGUAUAUUCAUUCUUCCACUAGUUGAACAUAAAAUAUAUGAAAGAUUUGUAUGUAAACUGUAUUUGCUUUGUGAGUUUUUUUAUAGUAGUA
Camelina sativa (false flax) is the source of this 3710-nucleotide messenger RNA. Its product is annotated as kinesin-like protein KIN-14I. NCBI's taxonomy places the organism in Eukaryota, Viridiplantae, Streptophyta, Magnoliopsida, Brassicales, Brassicaceae. The record is from RefSeq and is a predicted model, not a curated record. Gene Ontology annotation, molecular function: ATP binding; microtubule motor activity; microtubule binding. Gene Ontology annotation, biological process: microtubule-based movement. Gene Ontology annotation, cellular component: microtubule cytoskeleton.